Lathyrus sativus (Indian pea) is the source of this 582-nucleotide messenger RNA. Lineage: Eukaryota; Viridiplantae; Streptophyta; Magnoliopsida; Fabales; Fabaceae. The record is from the annotation of a GenBank genome assembly.
AUGUCUACUCAUGAUGAUGAGAGAAACCACAAGCUCCAUCCAUUCACGACACCACAAUUGCAAUUACAAACACCGGUCACUGAUACCACCACAGAAAACCAACAUCACAUACAAUCCUCCACCAUUGCUCGUCGUCCCCGCGGGCGUCCUCUUGGCUCCAAAAAUAAGCCUAAGAUUCCUGCCAUAGUCGCACAUGGCAAUUAUGAUGCACUAACUUCUCAUGUUCUUGAGAUCACAACCGGUGCUGAUGUUUUAAAGAGUCUCUUUGAUUACACUCAUCGUAAAGGGAGGAGCAUCUGCAUCCUCGGGGGAAAUGGAGUGGUGGCGUAUAUCAGGCUUCGUCAACCAACGGGGAAAGUUUUAACUGUUAAGGGAAGGUUGCAAAUUCAUUCAAUAUCUGGUACAAUUUUCCCACCCCCAACAUCAGGAGCUGUUGGAGGACUGACAGUUUACUUAUCAGGACCAAAGGGACGUACGUUUGGGGGGAGCGUGAUGUCCCCCAUGGUGGCGUCAGACUCAAUAACUUUGAUGGUUGUUUCUUUUGCAAACAUUGCAUAUGAAAAACUUUCUUCGAUGGUAUAA